UAACUUCAAGCAUCAUCGAUGAAUGUUAACGUUUCGUAGAGUAAUAAAAAUAUUAAUGUGUUACUUAUAUUUUUAUCUUGUAAUAAAAAUGUAUGUUAUAAAAGGACGUAUUCUCAAUAUUUUUGUUGAAAAUUGCAAUAUAUAUUCAUCGUUACUAGGACCACAUUCAAUCAAUCAUCUUAAGAAAUUGUAUAGAUAUGCCCAUAUUGAUAUACCGAAACCUAAUUUUGAAGAAUACCGACGAAAAUCGCUACAAGACAGCGAAACAUCUGCUAGAGAAAGUGCCAAUCAACGAAAAACCUUAAGUUGCGUUGCUUCUUUCGCUGGCGGUGUCGCUGGAUUGUAUGCUUUGAAAUCUCAUAUGUUACAUUACAUAUAUUUCUUAUCGCCGUCAAGAGACAUAAUAGCAGUAGCUCAAUUAGAAGUAAACUUGAGCACUAUACCGGUGGGAAAAGUGUCGAUUGUGAAAUGGCGUGGCAAACCUGUUUUUAUCUAUCAUCGAUCGCAGUCGAUUAUCGAGCAGGAGAGAGCCGUGAGCUUAUCAGAACUGCGCGAUCCACAAACGGAUGACGACAGAGUUAAAAAGCCGGAAUGGCUAGUCGUAAUAGGAAUCUGCACGCAUUUGGGAUGUGUGCCGAUUCCGAAUGCCGGCAUUAUAACCGGUGGUUUCUUCUGUCCGUGUCACGGCUCGCACUUUGACGCGUCCGGUCGGAUACGAAAAGGACCGGCACCGACCAAUAUGGAGAUACCGGAAUAUAAAUUUAUAAACGAUUGCAAUGUUAUUAUCGGAUAA
Messenger RNA from Pseudomyrmex gracilis, 793 nucleotides. RefSeq names its product cytochrome b-c1 complex subunit Rieske, mitochondrial-like. Gene Ontology annotation, molecular function: quinol-cytochrome-c reductase activity; 2 iron, 2 sulfur cluster binding. NCBI's taxonomy places the organism in Eukaryota, Metazoa, Arthropoda, Insecta, Hymenoptera, Formicidae. The transcript is spliced from 4 exons. The record is from RefSeq and is a predicted model, not a curated record. Gene Ontology annotation, cellular component: membrane. Gene Ontology annotation, biological process: mitochondrial electron transport, ubiquinol to cytochrome c. The coding region runs from base 23 to 793 and encodes 256 amino acids.